AUUUUUCCACUUUUUUUUGUUUUUAAUUGGACCGUAUUUUAUUUUUGGGAACGCCUGGAAUGCAGCCAUCGAGCAGGCCCCACCCCGCCCUCCGGACUCAGCAUGUCCCACUCCAGCGAUGAGACCACAUGCCCCAAGUUCCAACCYAAUAUCUUUGACCCCUCCCGCUGCCACGAGUGCCUGCGCCAGAGGCACCUGCAUACCAGCRCAGGGGAAAGAACCGAGCUCGAGCCUCAACAGAAACCCCUGCCUGAGGAUGGGGAUGCAACUGGGAAAAGCUCUGGACUUGGAGGUGGAAUYAGGUUGAGCAGGGCAGCGCUGCUGACGCCAAUCUCUUCCCAGACAGAGGAAAGAGACACCAGCAGCAGCAGCAAGGAGGACUCUGACAGUGUUUCAGUGGUGAGCAGCUGCUGUGAUGUCAAUGGAGGCCAGGCGCGUAAUGGGGAGACCUCUCUGUGCAUCCUGAGCUCCGACUGCAAGCUCUACAUUUGUGAGGACGACGACGCCACAGACAGCUCUUGUGACCAGAGUGAAGAAUUCAGUUGCUCUGUUGGUACUGACGAGGAGUACUUGCCGAGCCGAAGUCAUCCCACCAAACUCAGGAUGACCCGUCUGGACCCUCCACCUCAUCGGCCCAACACUCGGCAGGCCUGGAUGGAGGAAACGCGAGGUGGCGGCAGCUUUAGUCGAGGCUCAGGAUUAAAAGAAGACAGAGAGAAGCGUGAAAGUGGCUACUAUUCCAUUGGGAGGGCAGCUGGUACCCGUUUUACUGAAAAAAGCCCACCCACGCCUUUCCGCCAUUUUGAAAGAGGACAUCCCAUCUUUAGUCACAGAAACAUUGAGCCAAAAGACACUGUCCCCUUCAGAAAUCCCAAUCUUGGUGUUGCCUCAGAAAGGCCGAUACCAGAAGUGUUCAAUGAGGACCUUACUGUUGAAAUUCCUCCCCCGGACCCUUACGAGGUUGCGGUUGAAGUUGAAGCACAAGUUGGGCCUCGAUCUCCCAGUCCUACUCCUUUUAAGAUUGCGGAGUCCCUGGCCUCAACUGGUCGAAAGGGUUUAAGYCGAACAAAUCCUCUGAGUAACAUGUCGUCCUAUCAACAAUCAGGGCGAUAUGAUUCCUCAAGGCGAGGCUCAGCUCUCCAAUCUCGCUCUUCAUCCCCCUCAYGUGAAAACUUGCAGUUAAGACACAGUGAGUCCAGCAGCAUUCUCAGCAGAACAACCUUUGAUGGUGGUGGUCGGUCUCAAGGACCAAUGCAAGGAUCACGAAGCUCCUUACAAGGCGUCCAAGCUCGACAUUUUGAGUCCGGAACUCUACCAAGAAACUUCAAAUCAUUUGCUUCUUCUCUCAAGUCCCAGUCCAGUACUGUUUCUGAUUUUCGGAGUGCCUUAAAGAAGACRGAAGCAAAUAGUUUUUCAGCAGGACUAGGUAGUGACAAAAGGAGCUCAUCACCUUUGAGGAGGGAAUAUAAUUCUUCGGUCCAAAUGUCUUACAGCACCGAUGCAACUGCUAGUUCAACACAUCAUACUUUCUCCCCAUCUAGAACUUAUGAUCGUUUUCAGGAGAGUCGUGCAUCCUCGCCGCCUAGGAGAAACUUAAACUCCUCAAGCCAGUCUCUCCGAAAAUCUGAAUCAAUCACAUCCCUAAAUGAUCGUAGUCACCAUCGACGCAAUGGUUCUCCAGUAUCUUCCCCACCGCCAAAGAGAAAUUUCAACUCUUCAAACCAGUCUCUACGAAAAUCUGAGUCAAUCACAUCCUUAAAUGAGCGUAGUCGCCAUCAAAAUAAUGGCUCUCCAGUAUCUUCCCCAUUGCCAAGGAGAAAUUUCAACUCCUCAAGCCAGUCCCUCCUUCAUAAAUCUGAAUCAAUCACAUCCCUGAAUGAGCGUAGUCACAGGAGACGCAGUGGCUCUCCAGUAUCUAUAUUGCAACCAGGGAGAAAUUUCAACUACUCAAACCAGUCCUUGCGUAAAUCUGAAUCAAUCGCAUCCCUAAAUGACCGUAGCCACCAUCAACGUAGUAGUUCCCCAGUUACUUCUAUGCCACAGAGGAAAAAGUUUACCUCACCAAACCAGUCCUUCCUUCGUAAAUCUGAAUCCAUUACAUCUCUAAAUGAUCGUCACCACCAUGGUCGCUGUGGCUCCCCAGUAAGAGAAGGCUAUGGGAUAGAAGGACCGGCUCAGCUGCGCAACCCAAUGAUUAGAAACGAACUGGAUGRUCAAGAGUGUGAAGUCUCCACUAUGUCUUCGUCUAGACAUGAUUCUGACGGACGAAGACAGUCCAUACUUCGAAAAACUGAGACAAGCUGCAGUCGGGGUUUAGGCAGCCGCUCUUCAUCUCCUUCUAGGAGAGCUCAUGAAACCUUUGCUCAAGGAAGGGGACACAGUGGUGGCUCAUUAAAUGGCCAUGCUCAUAAAAAUCGUAACUCCUCACCUUCGAGGCAAAACYUUGACGCUUCUUCUCAGUCUCAACGACAUAAAACUGAGUUUUCCAGCUCUGUCGGAAGCCGUGAUGCCAACAGUUCUUUGGCUUUUAGGGGACGCUAUGAUGCUUCUGAUUAUCACUCAUCUGGAAAUAUGCGAACUGGCAGCUCUUUUAACAGCAAGAAUAUGCAGACCAGCCGCUCUUCCUCUCCUUCAAGAAAAGGCAAUAUUGACUCCCCAGGUUACUCGAUCCUCAGAAGUGCCACCAAAGGAGAYUCCAGUGUUUCAUUUAAGAGCAAAAACACAAAUAAUGAAACAAARUAUGACUCCCGUUCUUCAUCAAACUCGUGGCGUGGAUCUACACAUUCAAUCCGCAGCUCCUCUGUAUCUCGAUCUGCCUCACCAUCUAGACAAACCACAAGUAACAACAGAGCUGCCUACGUUACUUUGGAAACAUCCGGAACCUCUGGCAGCAUGAGAUCUAGGGCUGGUAGACAUGGCCACGAUGAUCGCCAUCCCCCUCCUCAUAAGAGGUCCUCUCACCGUGCACAGAGCCCCUCUCCUCCACCGCAGAUACACAUUCAGACACACACCUCCUCGCAAAGCUCCAUGGAGUCUUCUGAGUCAGGCCAGCUCUCUGUGGGAUCAACAGGACGGAACAGGGAGGAGUACGCUGCAAUGGCUGACCUGCCAAAGGUCAAAAUGAUCCAUCAGAAGGAGGGGCCAGGCCACAUGGGACAGCCACAGAGUCAUCAGCCUGUCCGAAGACAGGAACUGUUUAAACCAGCCAGCCACUCCCUGAGCAGGCAUCCCUCCAUAGAGUGGGACGAUCCUGGCGAUAUGGAUAAAGACUGGCACUAUGGAGGCAGUGGAUAUCUAUCUCGAGCUCAUUCCACCACAUCACUGCAGAGAUCAGGCAGUCCCACGGCAGAUGAGGGCUGUUCAUGGAAAAGUAAUCAUCACAGAUCGGAAGAAAUGCAGCCCGACCUCUUGAACUUCAAAAAGGGAUGGAUGUCAAAACUGGACGACUGCGGAGAGUGGAAGAAGCACUGGUUUGUUUUGACAGACGCUGGGCUGAAAUAUUACAGAGACUCGACUGCAGAGGAGAAAGACGACCUGGAUGGAGAAAUUGACCUGAAAUCUUGCCUGAAGGUGUCUGAGUUCGACGUGGAGAAGAACUACGGCUUUCAGAUUCAGACUCGAGAGGCUGUUUUCACUCUGUCGGCCAUGACGGCCAGGAUCAGGCGGAACUGGAUCGAGGUUUUAAAGACAUCUAUCCGGCCCAGCAGCUCUCCUGACCUCACGCAGACUAGCGAAUGCCAAGUCUGUAUUUGUGUUUCAGUGAUGGAGGCAUUGAAGAAGAAACACAAAGAGGAGCUGGAGAGAGAAGUGGAGAAGGUCAGGAGGCUGAGCAGUGGGAAGCUGGACUCUCACACUCUGCAGACACAACAACAGGCUGAGACGCUGGCCUUGCAGAGAGAGCUGGCCGGCCUGUCUGAGCGCUACUCUCAGAAGUGUCUGGAGCUGAACAAAGCGGAGCAGAGAAACGCMGAGAGAGAAAGGGAAGUCAGUCGCAGAGAGAGAGACGUGGAGCAGCUGAGGAAAGAGAACGUGGAGCUGAAGAGCCGCCUGACAGACGAAAUGAGCCGAACGCGAUCCGCCCUCACGGAUAGAGGCUCAGAGGACGACAAAGACGAGACGUCCUGCGAACUGGAGGUUCUCCUCAGAAUGAAAGAUAACGAGAUAGAGUAUCUACACAAGGAGAUCAGCUGCCUCAGGAAUGAGCUUCAGUUUCUAAACAUGGAAAAGCAGCUGGCCUGUGAGCGGUACGCAGAGGUGCACGGAGAGCUGAACGGGAUGAGAGGCCGCACCGAGCGCGAGAUUCAGAGCCUGAAGGAGCACCUGAGGCUGGCCAUGGCCGCCCUGCAGGAGGGGCAGAAGCUGGGCAACAGCCUGGACCACUGACUAGCCGCCAGGCUGGAGUCGGACCACGAUCCAGGCAAAGGAUGGAACUCUUUAGAGUCUUUUUUUAUUAUUAUUAUUAUUAUUAUUAUUUCAACCUUUCUUUGUUCCCGGACUGUAGUUUUUCAGCCUGCAGGGCAGCUGGAUCCAAAGGAAAUACCCGUGCAGAACUUUUACGGCCGUGCGACGGAACUCAAACGUGUCUUUCAAGCCGAUUUGCCAACGAGUCAUUUUGUCGGCUUCAUUACACU
Molecule: messenger RNA, 4631 nt
Organism: Poecilia reticulata (guppy)
Lineage: Eukaryota; Metazoa; Chordata; Actinopteri; Cyprinodontiformes; Poeciliidae
Source: RefSeq, a predicted model, not a curated record